Molecule: messenger RNA, 2188 nt
Organism: Monomorium pharaonis (pharaoh ant)
Lineage: Eukaryota; Metazoa; Arthropoda; Insecta; Hymenoptera; Formicidae
Exons: 5
Coding region: 841-1452 (203 amino acids)
Source: RefSeq, a predicted model, not a curated record
UUAAUAGAAUAUUAGUUUAAAAAAUAAAUCUUUAAAAGAUAAAUAGAAAAAAAAUAUUUAUAAAUAUUUAUCAUAAGUAUUGUGUGCCGUCUGGGAUGUAUAUGGUAAACACAUUCUAUAUGUUAAUUAGAUAUUACUAAGUGCGUUCCACUUAACGUUUGCAACGAUCGCGAAAUCAUUUUAUCCUUGUUGUAUGAAAUAUUAAACAAAGACACUCACGAGCGUUAUGAGCAUUAAAUGGAACACAUUAUAACUCCUCUUUAUACAAGGUCUGCACAGAACUGCCAGAUUCGACGAUUUUUCAAUUGAGCUUCUACUACUGGUUGUAAAAUGUCAUAUAAAAUGCAAUAUGGGAUUUUUUUAUCAACACGUACAGUAAAUUAUUAAUUGUAAUGGAAGAAGCAAUUAAAGCAUGUAUAGAGGUAACGUUCAAUCUCUUUUAUGUUAUAUAUUCUUCAGGAUACUUUUAUUUAAGUACUUGUGAUAUAAGUAGAAAGCGUUUAUUAAUAGGUAACAAUAAUGUGAUAUAGCAAACCUCUAUUGUCAAGGACUAUUGCCUGGUUUGAGACCAACGUCUCGAGGCGAUUGCUCGUAGCGCCAGCGCAUGCACUACAACUAGUUACAUUUUAGAGAUUACAGAAACCAAUUAAACGUUUCAUAUCUUUACUAGAAAGACAUUAACUUGUGUGUUUCUGUAUAUUUUGUUUCCCCUUCCAUUGCAAUCAGCAGUCUAUUCUACACGUCAAUAUAUUUUCUUGUCUCUACUACUGAUCAUGAAGGCUGCGUUUUCUUUGGCGCUUACAAUGCUUGUAGGCAUUAUUUAUCUUUAUUUAAUAUUUUAUGAACAAUAAAGAUGUAAUAGUGCUUAGCCUUGUGAAUGUUAAAUUAAAGGAAUCACAAAAAUUACACAAUGUAAUGGAGCAAAUGCUAAAAUGCAUUAAAAAUAAAGAUGACAAAUGUAAAGUACCACAGAAACCCGCUUUAUUGCCUAUUGCAACAGUGGAAGAGAUGGUGGAAUUUGAAAACGUUAACGAAGAAACGUAUAAAGAAGUGGUAAGCUAUUUUCAUCAUGUGGGAGGCUUUACUCUUAAAGAAGCUAUUAAUUUGUGCUUCAAAGAAGCUGUGAAAGAUUGCGUGACAGUAAAAUAUACUUGGUUUGGCCGUGAAGAAGGCGUGCAUCCAUUAUACAAUACACGUAUAAUAAUGGCGAUAUAUGAUUCUGUGUGUUAUAAUAAUUAUUUUCGUAAGCCGAGUAGAGCUGAAUUUCAAAAUAUAACGAGAGAAGCUUUGCGUUCAGCCAAACAGCGGCAUCGCACAAGUAUUCGCAUAUUGCGUAACCGACAGCGACAACCUAGAACAGCUCGACAUUUUUGGGAUGAUGCAUAUGAAAAUGAACAAGUCAAUGCUGUAGAACCCAAUAUUGCAGAAGUUGAAAAUGAGGAGGAAUCAUAGAUAUUUAAAAGGUCCUUAUUUCUCGCCGCAGAACUCUUGUCUCAUGAUUUGUCAGAGACAUAUAGGACAGUAAAUAUUAAAAAGUACAAAUCAACACCAUUGAAGUGAAGAAGACACCAUUGAGUAUUAUUUAGAAAGUUUUGUAAAUAUAUUAGUCAUUUUUAUUAAUAUAUUAGUCAAUAAUAAUAAUAAUAAUAUAAUAAUAUAAUAAUUAAAUAACAUAUAUUACAAAUAUAUAUAUAUAUAUAUAUUAUGUAAAAUAUUACUAUUACAUUACAUUAUUUAUUGACCUUUUAACCUGCUUUUGUUUAUAAUAGAAACCAUGCAUUGAUGUCGCAAUAUGACAGUAAGGAACAGAAAAAUUGGAACAUGGCUCAUAAGUUUGUAGCAUCAAAUAAAAAAAAUUACAAAAUUUGUGUACGAUAUGCUAUUACGACUUGAUGGCAGAACUGUAACAGAAAGAAAUUGAUGGUUAGUGUUUUAAGUGAUUAAUUAUCCUAAUUAAUAUUUUUAGUUAUUUUUAUAUUUCUAUUUUAUUUAAUGGAAAUACAAAAAUAGUUGAAAUAAUUGAUUAUUUUAAAAACUAUUUUCACUAUUUUUGAUUUGUUGCGAUUCUACCAUCAAGACGUGACAGCAUAUUUUAUAUAUUUUUGUUGUUACAAAUUUAUAAUAAGCUACCUUGACAGAAAAAUUUCUACAAAAUUCUAAAAAACUACAAAAAUUUACGAAAGUGUUC